This is a messenger RNA of Pocillopora meandrina, 966 nucleotides long. The record is from the annotation of a GenBank genome assembly. NCBI's taxonomy places the organism in Eukaryota, Metazoa, Cnidaria, Anthozoa, Scleractinia, Pocilloporidae.
AUGAUCGUAUCGCCAUUAAUUCUCUGCUUUGGAGCGUUGUUCAACCUCUAUGUCGCGUUGUAUUGCUUUCAGUGCUCAAGAUGGCGGUCAUCAAACAACUUGAAAUAUUUCAUCGUGUUCCAGACGAUUGUCAACACCGGCAAUUUGUUCGCUCAUCUUGUUUUGCUGCUCCGUGACGAGCUUAACGAUUUUGACGAGAUCGCAAGAGUGGGAGAUCACACAAUUUGUGACAUCUUGCCCAACAUCACAGCAUGUUUUAUGUCGCUGUCCGUGUUCAACCUCACCGCGUUUGUUGUUGUGCGCUAUUUAACGAACGAGCGUCGAUGGACACUGUCUGCUCUAAAAAUCGUAUUCACACUGCUCGGAAUCGUUGUGUCAUCUGGGCUGCUUUUGUCUCCAGCUUUGAGUUAUUUAUAUCAUCAAAUGCCAGUUCUCAAGUGUAAUGGUUGUUACUGUCCGUCACCGGGUAUGAUUUGGGAGGCUAAUUUCGAUGUAUGGCUCUAUGGUUAUAUGGUAAUCUUGCUUCAGUUUGUUAUUCCAGCGAUCAUUCUUUCUACAGCGGUGCUCAGAGGCCUUGCAAGACAAUUGGAAGAGACGCGUACUUUAAGAGAGAGUUGGUACAGAUGGCGGUGCGGACUUAAAAGUACAAACAUCGUUACUUUAGCUGUGUGUCUCUUUAUAACAUUUAUUCUGCCAGUGAGAGGAAUUCGCUUUGUUGCCGGAGAGCACUUCUUCCCGGACAGCACGAAGCGAUUCGCUGAGAUUGAACUUCUAAAUUCUGUUUUUUACAUCUUGGAAAUCUCUUGGGCUGCAAUCACCGCUAUAUUGCCAGUUUGCCUGAAAAAUCUGACUGACGAUGAAAUUUCUGGUGAACAGAAGAAAGAAAACAACAAUGCGGGUCGAACAACGAGCCCUCAAAGCAAAACCUACUGCGAGGCUUUGGUGGAACUGGAACUAUGGGAAUAA